AUGGUUCCUCCAUACUUGCCAAGGAUUGAUUGGAAUAGAGUAUAUAUCCUUUUGCCCCCAUUUCUUAGAAAGGGGGAUUCUUUUCCCUGUAUAUAUUCUGCGCCCGUUAUUGAAAAAGGGCUUACAGUUCCUCCUGCGGAGAUGCAAAGCUUAAAGGAUAUACCCAAGUCCGAGAGGAAGGAGUACCGAAUGAAGUCUCUCAGUGAGGUCAUGCAACGUCAUAUCGACGGCUUCAUAAACAAGGUCGUGGAUGAUCAAGAAGAAGAGAUCAACCUUCUUAAGAAUUCAACUGGUGAAGCUAAAGCUGCUGUGGAGCUGUGGAAGAACAAAGCUGUUACUUAUCAGGCUGAAAUUAAAGAGGUGACUAUUGCUGCCCAUAAACCCUGCUAUUGCCCCACCGAAAGGCGGAACCAUUAA
This is a messenger RNA of Oldenlandia corymbosa var. corymbosa, 417 nucleotides long. The record is from the annotation of a GenBank genome assembly. NCBI's taxonomy places the organism in Eukaryota, Viridiplantae, Streptophyta, Magnoliopsida, Gentianales, Rubiaceae.